Aspergillus lentulus is the source of this 738-nucleotide messenger RNA. RefSeq lists its product as uncharacterized. NCBI's taxonomy places the organism in Eukaryota, Fungi, Ascomycota, Eurotiomycetes, Eurotiales, Aspergillaceae. The record is from RefSeq and is a predicted model, not a curated record.
AUGCCUGAAAUCCUCCUCCCAGACACCUCGUCCAUCACCUCCUCAACCGCCUCCUCUCUCCUCCUCUACAACACCGACCACCAGCACCAAACCACCCUCACCAGACGCAAAUCCGUCCCUCUCCGCCGCUUAUCAGUCUGGCUCUCCCGCCGUAUCUCCAAGCAGGGAUUAAACGCCACUCACGCUCUGACUCCAGAUGAAAACUACACCGACUAUGACGCCCAAAAAAUCGUGUCCAACCUUAACCUCAGCCGUGAACAUGACCGCAGCCGCAACCGCAAUCGCAAAAUCAAAGAAUACGAGGCCGAGCGCGAUCUAAACGAGUCCUAUGCGGCGUAUUGUCGCGCUUUCACGUCCGCCGGCGAGCACCUCUACCACCAGAAACGCAGGACGUGGAUGAUGGACGGCGAGGCGGACCUGACUAUGAUUUCCGAGGGUUCUGUCCGUGGACAUGGACAUGGACAUGGACAGGGACAUCCCGAGGAUGAGGGAGGUGCGCUUGACGAGAAACGGGGGGCACUGGGACUACCCGCCGAACCCGAACCAUCACCGGGAGCUAUACCCUCAGCCGACACCGAACUAGAACUAGAGCUAUCGCCGCCGCCUCACAUCCUCACACCGUCGCUGUACGCUGAGAUGCGCCACGCGGCCAGCGACAAGAAACGAGCCAGGAAGCAGCUGCGAGAACGCCGGUUGUGGUCGUGGUUCACUUGCAUUCGUCAGCGCGAGUCUCACUGA